This is a messenger RNA of Beauveria bassiana ARSEF 2860, 1986 nucleotides long. RefSeq names its product alpha-actinin. The transcript has 4 exons. The record is from RefSeq and is a predicted model, not a curated record. Gene Ontology annotation, molecular function: actin lateral binding; calcium ion binding. Gene Ontology annotation, cellular component: actin filament bundle; cell junction; plasma membrane. Lineage: Eukaryota; Fungi; Ascomycota; Sordariomycetes; Hypocreales; Cordycipitaceae. Gene Ontology annotation, biological process: actin filament bundle assembly; actin cytoskeleton organization. Bases 1 to 1986 code for a protein of 661 amino acids.
AUGGCGUUCGCCGACCAACAAAGAUGGAUUACUGUCCAACAAAAGACGUUUACAAAAUGGCUCAACGCGAAACUGAUACAACGGGAUUUGGAGGUCAAAGAUAUUGUUCAGGAUAUGUCGGACGGAGUCCUGCUCAUUCAUCUGCUCGAAUGUCUUUCGAAUGAAUCAUUGGGCCGUUACGCCUCAAAACCGAAACUGCGAGUACAGAAAUUCGAAAAUGCGAACCUUGCCCUAGACUUCAUCCGGUCCCGGGGCGUUCAGAUGACGAAUAUUGGCGCCGAGGAUAUUGUGGACGGCAACCGGAAAAUUGUGCUCGGUUUGAUAUGGACGCUGAUUCUGCGUUUCACCAUCAGUGAUAUCAACCAGGAGGGUAUGUCGGCCAAGGAGGGUUUGCUGCUUUGGUGCCAGCGCAAGACGGCAUGCUACGAUGAGGUAGAAGUCCGCGACUUCAGCGCCAGCUGGAAUGAUGGUCUUGCAUUUUGCGCCUUGCUCGAUAUCCAUAGACCUGAUCUUAUCGACUUCGACUCCCUGGACAAAUUGGACCACAAGGGUAACAUGCAGCUUGCGUUUGAUCUGGCAUCAGAAGAGAUUGGUAUUCCCAAGCUUCUCGACGUUGAAGACGUAGCAGAUGUUGCCAAACCCGACGAGAGAAGUCUGAUGACGUAUAUUGCGUACUGGUUCCACGCCUUCUCGCAAAUGGAAAAGGUUGAGAACGCUGGUCGACGAGUUGAGAAAUUUGUCAACAGCAUGCAAGGCGUCUGGGAGAUGCAAAGUACCUAUGAGAAGCGUAUCGCUGAGCUUCUUAAAAAUAUCAACGCGCAGAGAGAUGAAUGGUCGCAGUCCACCUUUGAAGGUACCUAUGCCGACGCAAAGGCGCAGGCUGCCGAUUUCUCCAAGUACAAGCGUGGCCAAAAGCGAGACUGGGUAGCAGAGAAGAGCGAUUUGGCAACUUUGCUGGGAAAUAUCAAGACAAAACUAGGAACAUACCGUCUUCGGCCAUAUGAGCCGCCCGCUCAUUUGAGUCUGAACAAACUCGAGGAUGACUGGACAAGUCUAUCCCAGAAGGAAAUGGGCCGCGCGCAAUUGAUCAACGAAACCAUCCGAGAUAUCAAAAACGCUCUUCGCAAAUCAUUUGCCGACAAGGCCAACGACUUUGCCAUGGCACUCAAGACCAUGCAAAUGGCCAUCUCUGGCCUCGAUGGCGAUCUAGAAGAUCAAUUGCAUCAUGUCAGAAAGCUGAGUAGUAACUUGGCACCUCUCGACAGAUAUCUCGAGACCAUUUUGGAUGUAGAGACCAAGUGUAUCGAGGCCAACAUCGAAGAGAAUGACUUUACCACCUAUUCAUACGACGAGCUUGCAUACGAACUCACCUUGGUAAAAUCAUCUGUUCAGAAGAAACUCGCAUUUUUGGAGAAUCAGAUGGUGGCGCGGAACAUGACAAACCUGACGCCCAUUCAACUCGAAGAAUUUGAAAGCGUAUUCCGACAUUUCGAUCGUGACGACUCCAAUGCGCUACAGGGACUAGAGUUCAGCGCUGCCUUGGCAUCUUUGGGCCUGGUCUUCUCAGAGGAUGAGAUGCAUGAUUACUUCUGGGAGACUUCAGGUGGCAAAGAUGAGGUGACUUUUGAGCAGUUUAUUCGUUUCAUGGUGGACGUGACGGAAGAUCAAAAUACUGCUGAGCAGGUAUUUCAGUCGUUCCGCGAAGUCGCAGAUGGGAAGCCCUAUGUUACAGAGAUGGACCUCCGACACAGCCUUGUUCCGGAUGAAGUCAUUGAGCAGCUCAACGGAAUCAUGCCGUUACAUACGGGACCGGAUAUGUCUGCUGAUCGGGGCAUGCCGCAAUACGAUUACAUUGCGUUUAUGGAGAAGAUGCUCAACAACCAAAAAGAAAGUGAUCAGGUUCCCAGCGGUGUACUGCAGGACAGGACAAACGUGGGGGAAUCCGGCCCUCGCAAAGAUGGCAAGGCGAACGGUCGGCAGAUUUGA